AUGCCUGAUUGGGGAUGGGAGUGGAUGUUUGGGCUGAUUGUGCUUGAUUUGACAGAUUUCACCAACGGGUGCUUUAGGAAUUAUCCAGAACGACAGCUGAGCCAACAUGGCACCAGCAGUGUGGAUGCACCUGUUACUGUUGUUCAAAUGCCCAGAAUCACCACCGAUUACAGAAUCCUCCCAUAUAUUGCGAUAUAUCAGCAGAGUAUCCAAAAAGCAGCAUUUUAA
Ascoidea rubescens DSM 1968 is the source of this 228-nucleotide messenger RNA. RefSeq lists its product as uncharacterized. The transcript has a single exon. The record is from RefSeq and is a predicted model, not a curated record. Bases 1 to 228 code for a protein of 75 amino acids. Lineage: Eukaryota; Fungi; Ascomycota; Saccharomycetes; Ascoideales; Ascoideaceae.